This is a messenger RNA of Candoia aspera, 7147 nucleotides long. It is a transcript of the gene TMEM41B, whose product is annotated as transmembrane protein 41B. Gene Ontology annotation, cellular component: endoplasmic reticulum membrane. The transcript is spliced from 7 exons. Bases 105 to 965 code for a protein of 286 amino acids. The record is from RefSeq and is a predicted model, not a curated record. NCBI's taxonomy places the organism in Eukaryota, Metazoa, Chordata, Lepidosauria, Squamata, Candoiidae.
UCACCGGCCCCGCCUCCCCUCGCUGUCCUCGGCGCGAAGAAAGAUAGAUCUGGGCCUAUUUGUUGCCGGCCGGCUGGUUGGUUGACUCUGUUGCUGAGGGGAGUAUGGUUCAGUGGGGCGCAACUCAGCCGGCCUUGGGGCGACCGAUGGAGACGGAGAGGCUUCAGGGGGCAGAGGCUGCCUUGGAACGGCAUCAGCAGUUGAUUGCAGGAAAAGCACAUAAAGAAGGUGGAUCUGCACGAAUGUCACUCCUCAUCUUAGUGUCCAUCUUCUUAACAGCUGCUUCUGUUAUGUUGAUGGUAUAUAAAAACUUUCCCCAGCUUAAUGAAGAGGAGAGAGAAUGUAUAAAAGUUCCUAGAGACAUGGAUGAUGCUAAAGCCUUAGGAAAAGUACUCUCUAAGUACAAGGAUACUUUCUAUGUUCAAGUAUUAGUGGCCUACUUUGCUACCUAUGUCUUUCUGCAAACAUUUGCUAUUCCUGGAUCUAUAUUUUUGAGUAUACUUUCAGGAUUUCUCUAUCCUUUUCCAUUAGCUCUAUUUCUUGUUUGUUUGUGCUCUGGACUUGGAGCUUCUUUUUGUUAUAUGCUGUCCUAUUUAGUUGGAAGACCGGUUAUAUAUAGAUAUUUAACAGAGAAAGCAGUGAAGUGGUCAAAACAGGUUGAACGGCACAGAGAACAUCUCAUUAACUACAUAAUAUUUUUGAGAAUCACUCCUUUCCUUCCUAAUUGGUUUAUCAAUAUAACUUCUCCUGUAAUAAAUGUGCCAUUAAAAGUAUUUUUCAUUGGUACUUUUCUUGGUGUUGCACCACCAUCUUUUGUAGCAAUUAAAGCUGGAACAACACUUUAUCAGCUUACCACAGCAGGCGAAGCAGUUUCCUGGAACUCAGUCUUUAUUCUUAUGAUUCUAGCAAUUCUGUCCAUUCUGCCAGCUGUUUUCCAGAAUAGACUUAAACAAAAGUUUGAAUAAGGAUAAACCUGGAUCUUCACUUUCCAUUUCAUCUCAGGAUCCAAUCUACUUCUCUGAUUCCUUUUCUAAUGGAUGUUAAGUAAUUUAGAAAGAGGAAGCUGAAGAGACCCAGAAGAUUUUAGAUCUUUUGUUCAGUUAUAUUUAUGGGGGGGAGGCAAAAUAACUACAGCUGGAAUAAAAUUUUAAGGUGAACCAUACUUUUUGAAGAAUUCUGAGGCAUUGUCAAUUUUAAUUUGUAAUAUUUAAUCUGAAUCUAUGCCUUGUCUGAUACUUUUUAUUGAUCAUUCAAUGUGAAUAAUUUGUUUCUCCCAUCUUUUCCCUAUCACUGAAUAAUCCUAAGAAAUAACGAACUGCACAAUGGAUUCUAUAAUCCCAUGGAGUAAAAAGACUGCAUAGUUUCUUUAUGUGUAAACUCUUUGUUGAAAACAUGAUCAGGUGGCUUGACCAGUGUUUCAGAUGUUUUUGGGUCCCUUUUGUUCACUUUGAUUGAGUGAUUUAAAUGUGAGGUAUUUUUUGUUUGCUUUAAAUGGGAGCUAAUUUAUCAUGGCACAUAAAAACUCUACUUUUAAUAUUCUUACCUUAUUUGCAAGCAUUUCAGUUACUUGGAUGGCUAAUAUUUUAUUAAAUUGUCAUUAUUUGUCUAUCAAAAAGCAACAGUUAUCAGAAUACAUUUUAUAGGAGCAUAUUGAAAUGUAGGAAUUGCUUUUUAUUUUGCAAUAAUUUUCUUUUGGGGGAAGGAUUUAUUAAAGAUAAGUAUGCAGUAUUUUUAAAACUUACAAAUACAAUCUGGCUGAGUAGAAAUUAAAUGCACUGCUUGAAUCUGAAAUGCCAAAGAUGCUCCAAGUUCCCCAUAAAGCCCAGGUUCCUUCAGUCAUGUUUUACACAGCAAAUGAAAUGAAUGAGAAGUGCCUAAGCAUGAACAAAUUCAAUCUCUGCAAUGGAAGAAGCGUUACUCAUUCACUGGGCAAAGAUUAACAUGUAGAACUUGUAUAUUUUGUAAAUAGUCCUUGCUAAUAUGAUGUAUCCUUUUUCUGAUGGAAGAGUAGCUUUUUAAAAAUGAAGUGAAAAUUGACUUUCCACUUUUAAGUACUCUUUAGGGGUUUUACUUCCAAAGGUAAUGAUCCUUUUCACUGAAUUACUAUUAUUGCCAUGGAGUGUUUUUCCCCCAUUUGUGAGAUCUGUUAUACUAUUCUGGUGCAGGAUGCCUCUCAAGUAUGCCCCUAUCUCUAAUAUUGUUCCAUGCACUUAUUUUUAUUACAGGUAGUCCUUGUUUAACAACACUAAUUGGGACUGGAAACUCCAUCAUUAAGCAAUGUGGUCAUAUGUUGAAAAACCAUGUAACCAUGCCACUUAGUGAUGGUAGUUCUGGCCAUCCUGGUUGCCAUAGUUAAGCGAGGACCGCACGUGACUGCAACUUCUGACUUCCUGCCAGCUUCCCCAUUGAGUUUGCUUGAGGGAAACUGGCAGGGAAGGACGCAAAUCAUGAUCAAGUGACUGUGGGGAUGCUGCGCUGGCCAUAAGUACAAGGUCCAGUCAGAACUACCACUCAUUCAGCACCGUUGUAUGCUUGAAUGGCUGCUGAAUGUGGCAGGACGGGUUAUGCCCAUACUGCAAGCACCUGGGAUUGCUUUCCUCCCAUUGUUACUCUUACAUCCCUCAGCCUAAGGAUGGCAGGGCUGCUAUUAAAAAGCCCUGUGUUUGGAACAGCUGUGUGGGUGUGUGUGGGAGAGGAGGAGGAGGAAAGAGGCAGAGAGGGAAAAAGCAAAGGUUUACAGAAACACGAGAGAGAAAGAACAGGAGAUUCUGUCCUCUGAAAGGAAUAUUUCAUUCAGGAGCAGAAUUGUAGAAGUGUUAGUGUGUAGUAGCUAUUGCAGUAGAGUUUAGUAGUUACAGUAAUAGGGUCUUAAAGAAACAGUCAUACUUUAGUGAUAUAAUGUAUUUUAGGAAUAAGCACUGCUUAGAGUAGUUAAAAGUAAUAGAAAUAUAGGUCAGGAGAUAGGAAAUCAUAUAAUGUAUUAGUUGGUCACUUAGAAAAGCAGAGCACUUUUAUACUACAAAUAGUUGGUUACAGUAGUUGGUACCCUCCAAUAUAAAAGGGGAGAACCAGAGUUCUCAUGUGCAGUGUCUUAUUGGGGAACAUCUUGGGGUGAGUCUGAAUAAACCCUUGGGUAUCAAAUGAACCUGUGACACUGAACAAGCGGUCAUUAAAAAAGGACCACCUGUCAAUAUAUGCAGUCGAAUGAACAAAUAGAUUUACAGAUCAUACAAGCAAAACCAGAACACUGUCCCUCUUUGAAACUAGGCCAGUGCAAACCAAUUGUGCAGGAAACUGUAUAUUUUAUUACCCAGAUUUCUGUGUGGCCCAGUUCCCAAGACUCCAGGCAGUUUACAACAGCAUAAGAUAAUCACAGUAUCAACCAAUAAAAACGCCAUACAACCACCUAGCAACAAUAUGGCAUCUCAUUACUACAAAUAAUCUAGUUGGGCUGAAUAACUACUGUGUAGUAGCUAUUCCAUUCCUAUAGGUAUACGUAUAGUACUUUUUACUGUCUGAAUGACAUUCCUUUAGUACUUGCCUCCUAGUUCACCUAAAACAUAUAGCAUCCUUUAAUUUUGAAUCAAAGGAAUUUUGUUACACUGUUGAAUGUGCAGCUAUACUAUGCUUUAAUUUCAGGCUGUAGAAUAUUACUAAUGGUGAUUUACUCGCUCAGUGCAAUAGGUGGGAGAGAGUGGAUAAUUGAUUUAGGAAUAAAAGAUCCUGAGGUCUUCAGGGUAAUUGACCACCAAUCUGAUGUACAAGAGGCCAAAUUAAUAUGGUUGAAUUAAUAGCAGAGUGUCUGUCUGCUUUUUCAUUUCAUAAUCCAGAAAGAGUUGGAAUUAAUUUUCACUGAAAAAAUGGAACAUGGGUUUUAAUUAAACCUUAUCCACACUGUAGCGAUAAUCUUGUUUUAAAACAAGUGGACAUAAUGGAAAAAUGCUUUAUAAGGCUGAAGUUGCUUGAGAUUACCUGAAGUAGGAAUUAUUUAAUUCUUAGUUAAUUUGGAUUAAUAUGUAUGAAUGUAAAAAAUCUUCUAAAUUCACUCCCUGCUCAUCUCGAAAACUGCCUUAUUUUCAAUGAAGUCCUUGAAAUGUAACAGUAUGUUAUAAUGUGUAUUGAAUCAUUUUAUUGCAGAUUAUGUGUAAAUUUAUAAGAAUAUAUUAAUAUGCUUACCUGUUUCCCAAGUAGGAAGUUUUCCUUUCAUUUAAUUCAUUGCUGCAACUUUUUUUUUAGCAGUACAAGCAGUACUAUGGCAAUUAGGAAGGAUUUUAUACUGCUUAGAUCUUUUCAGAGGUUGAUUAAGGUACGUCUGAAAAUUUAUCUGUAACUAGUGCCAUGAAUUUAAUAUUAAAUUAUUUUAGUCUAAUUAGUUAAAUGUUUGCAGCUCUGUUUUCUGGGGAAUAAAUGUAAUGUUCUUGAUGAAUUCUGCCAAUAUAGAGGCAAUAAUACAUUCUAUUUUUGCUGUUCAGGGUAUUGUAUAACUUGAAUAGGUUUCUUUAGGUUUUAAUAACUUUGCAGUUCAUAACACAACAUAAUACAGGAUUGUAUGUUUUUAAUCAUUUUUUAUAAACUACAAUUAAAAUAGGCUAUUGACCCAAUAACCACAGUAAGCUUUCUUUUUCAUCAUCUUUCUUAGCCAUAUCUCUGUGGUAGAGAAGAUUGAUUAUGAGGAUUGAAUUUCCAUUGUUCGGUCAGUCUUUCUAUCAAGCGUUACAAAAGAUCAGCAAAAGUGCCUAGUUUGGAACACAAAAGCUGUAAGGAUUAAAACCAAUUUGUGCUAUUUUACUGCUGUAAAGAUUUUGAGUAGCUAACAUCCUUUUGAAUGUAAAAAGAUGACAGCAGCACAUUUUCUGCAUUUGCCAUUACAGAGCAACACAAAAAGGAACAUUUAUUGUAUCCACUGCAAUAAUCUGAAGAGGCUCUUCUGCAUAUCUGUUCUUCUGCCUGUCUUGUUCUUAUCUGAUUUGUUCUGUUUGUUUUAUCCUUAUCUGAUCUAUUCUUGGCAUAAGAUUAGGGUUGCAUAUGUUGGGAGUCAGCAAUAAGGGGCAUCUUUGAUGGCAUCCACUGACUUCUAAAAUAAAAAUGGACCAACAUUAUAAUAGCCCAGUCUCGUAAGUGCUUUGUGCUCCUGCAAGAGAGAACAGCCAUUUUAAUUUUUUUAAUAUAUAUAUACACAUUUUGGAAAGCCUCCGCAUGCGUAAGAGCUUGCAGUUGUGCCCAUGAUCUGAAAACUUUGCCGGCUCAGGGUAAACAUGCCCUUCUAUUCAAACUGAAAAGGCAGGAAGUCAUACAGUGAGUAUGUUUUAUCUUUGCGUACAAGGCAGGAUUCGGCAGUGAUCUACUUAACAAGUAUAUGUAACCUGUACAGAAUAUUUCAGUCUGGGAAAGUGCUUUAUUUUUUAAAUGAGAAAAUUAAACCAUUUUGAUGGUUAAGGCAACGGGCUAGAAUCCAGGAGAUUAACAGUUUUAGUCCUGCAUUAGGCAUGAAAGUCAGCUGGGUAACCUUGUCACUCUCUCCUCUCAGCCCAACUCACCUCACAGGGUUGCUGUUGUGGGGAAAAUAGGAGGAGGAAGGAGUAUUAGGUACGUUGGCCACCUUGAGUUAUUUAUAAAAAUAAUAAAGGGAUAGAAAAUAAAGUUAAAAAAAGAAUAGUACAGAAAGUUUUGUUUUCGUAACGCCCUAUUCUUUAAAAGAAAAUAAAGCAGUUAACCACCAAAAUAUAACAAUAUUGUUAAUUAAACAGUGACUAAAAAAUUCCGGGUGGGUGUGUGGAUGGGUGGAGGGAGUGGGUGCUGUGUGAGUGUGGGCAGACUUGGAGGUGGGUGCUACAGCCCAGCAUGAGUCCAGGCAGGCAGCCGCCCACCCACCAGGGACCCGCACUUGCCCUGCCAUCCAGAGGCUCCUUGGGAGAAAAAGCAAGAGCAACUUACUGGAGUGACUUGUGACCUCCUGCCAGCUCCGCCACUGACUUUGCUCGCGGGAAGCUGCCAGGGAAGGUCACAAAUGGCAAUCACGUGACUGCGGGAUGCAGCAACUGUUGUAAGUGCGAGCUGGUUGUCAAGUGCCCCAAUCGCGAUCAUGUGACCACAGGGAUACUGUGACAGUCACAACUUCACGUACCAGUCGUAAAUCUCCCUUGUUUGUUACCAUCAUAACCUUGAACAGUCGCUGAACAAGUUAUAACCCGAGGACUUCCUGUAGAUAGUGCCAAGUAAAUGCAGAAGAUUGUUCAGAAUCUAAAACAACAGGAUAUAAACAGAAAACAAGAAACAGCAAUGAAAAACAUUGGUAUGCCAGAUCUAAAAAGAAUAAACAUAAUUAAGUUUGAAAUAUGGAAAUAACCUUUUUCCUUCUGAAAAACAAACAGGGCUAAGUGUCAUGCAGACCAGUAAAGGGAGGGCAUUCUAUAAUGGUGUUAAUUUGUCUAGUAGUUUAUUUCUCUGAAUGAUUUGCUCAGUGAGAAACAUAAGGAUUUAAGAAAGUGAGUUUAUUGUACAUGUGUUGAUUUACAGAAAAAUGUAUGAUAAAGUGAAUAGGUUUGAAUUUGUGCAACUAUGGAAUUGAAAUAUAUUGAUGGAUGCAAUAAGACAAAUACAUUAUGCCUAUUUUUGUUGUAGAGAAAUGAGACUUUUGUAUGUCUAGGAAAUGUGUGUGGUAAAACAAGAAAAAGGGUCAAGAAUGAAUAGAUGGUAAAAGAAUGUGGACUGAAUACAGAAAUGAACAGUAUGAGAGAAAAAAUGAAUGAGGAUCAAAUUGCAGAACAAAUAUAUAAGAGAUGGAUGGAUGGGUUAAGUGAAAGAGGAAGAUAAAAAGGUCUUGAAUUCAGAUUAGAUAAAUUCAGACUUACCUGUCUAUAUCUUCACAUAGUUGUUUGCGAGUUUUCAUGUAGAAUAUAUGUUUUAUUAGCUACUCUAAAAACAUUUAAGAACAUAAAAUUUCACCUUCUCUUCUAUACUGUAAAUACCACAAUACAAAUAUUAUGUUUCUUGUUAUUAUAUGUGCAAUACAACUUGGAAUCAUAAUUCUUUUUAAAAAAAUUACGUCUUGGGUAACCAUCAAAAUGCAUAUCAAUGCAGUGGUCUGCAGAAAGUAUGAAGCAAUUGAUUUCUAGCAAAAAGAAAAUAAAGAUCCAGGAGAACUCUU